AUGGUUUGGGUACGACUAUUAAGGAUCAGUUCGUCACGAACAACUCCUUGGUUUGUUAUUGGUGAUUUUAAUGAAUUAACAGGAAAUCAUGAAAAACGUGGUGGGAAACUCCGUCAUGCUUCUUCUUUUCUUGCUUUUAAUGGAAUGAUUCAGGACUGUGGUUUCUUGGAAUUUCCAUAUCUUGGGGACUUUUUGUCUUGGCGAGGGUGGCGGGAUAAAAAACCAAUACGUUGUAGGUUGGACAGGGCUUUGGGUAAUGAGGAUUGGCACGAUUUGUUUCCUGAUACGGUUACAGAAUACUUACCCAUGGUUGUGUCUGAUCAUAAGCCUCUUGUGGUGAGUAUAGGCGCUAAGCGGCCGCGAGGGCGGAGGAGUUUUAUCUUUGAUCGUCGCUGGGUUGGGAAGGAGGGAUUGAUGGAUGCGAUCUCGCAUGGUUGGGAUGGUGCUCCUGAUCAGGGAUCGACCAAUUUUGUGGACAGACUUGCCAAUUGUCGACGGGAGCGCAAAGCGGAGGUCCCUAUCGGUAGGGAUACGAUUGAGGAUUUGAAACGACAACUGGAUGUCGCUCAGGCAGAUGAUGCAUCUCCCCCGAGUGUAAUUCCGGAACUAACUGACCGGCUACGAGAGGCAUAUCAGGAUGAGGAGGUAUAUUGGUAUUUGAAGAGCCGGAAUCGAUGGAUGCGGGUGGGGGAUAAGAAUACUAAGUAUUUCCAUGCACAAACUAAGCAGCGACAGGCACGUAAUCAAAUCACUGGUUUGUAUGACAAGCAUAAUGUUUGGUCUACAGAGGAUGCUGCAAUCUGUAAUACAGCGGUGUCGUAUUUUGAGGAUUUGUUUACUUCUAUUAAUCCGGAUAUUUUGAGGACGCCUUAA
This is a messenger RNA of Camelina sativa (false flax), 873 nucleotides long. The record is from RefSeq and is a predicted model, not a curated record. NCBI's taxonomy places the organism in Eukaryota, Viridiplantae, Streptophyta, Magnoliopsida, Brassicales, Brassicaceae.